GUUGGAGGUCUGAGGCUGUAAGCAGGGGGCGGAGCCAACAUCUGGCAGGAAGUUGAGCCGCUUGAGUGUCAGUCAGUUUGAAGAAAAUGGCGAUGAAGACGUUCUGUUUUCUCCUGCUGUCAAUCAUCUCCGGUGGCUCCGCUGAAGACAUGUCUCCACCAUCCAUUCAUCUCAACUCUCAAUCGCUACUGAACGGGUCUGAAGUGGUCUUGAACGCCGGCUCCGCCUUCAGCCUCAGUUGUCAGGGCAACGCUUCGGUCCGCUGGUCCACCACUGCGUUUCGUUCGCCGCCCGCCCAGAAUGGCGUGCUGGAAGUCCGACACACCGGAACGUACCGCUGUUCCUACGUCAACCGGAGUCUGGAGCAUUUGCAUACUCAAAUCCACCUGUACGUCAAAGACCCGUCCAGCAUCUUUGUCACGCCUCGUGGGAUGACCCCCUCCGUCAAAGAGGGCCAAGACUUCCUGGUCAGGUGUCUGCUGACGGACCCGUCCGUCACAAACCUCACCCUCCAAUCAGAGGACCAACAACUCCCCAACGGCAUGAACGUGACCUUUGACCCCCACAGAGGAGCUCUCAUCCAUAAGGUCCAGAAAAACUUCGACGGACGUUACUUCUGCUCGGGAUCCAAACUUGGGAGACACUUCAGAUCCAAAAGUUUCAACCUGAUGGUGGCACCAAGACAUCGUCAUCCUCCUCAGGCGUCUGUCAAACAGAGUGAAUUUUUCCGCCUGGAAGGAGAAACCUUCGAGGUCACCUGUGUGACAAGUAACCCCUCCCACUUCUACACUGUCACCUGGACACACCCCCACGAGCAGGCUCCAAACAUCACGGUGACUCGUCACUACAGCAGCCAUCUGCAGAUGAAGAGCACUCUGAGCGUUGUCGGCGUGACUCGGAACGACAGCGGACGUUACGUGUGCACAGCUCGCAACGAGGCCGGCGAGGCGACGGCGGCUGCGACGCUAAGCGUCCUCGACGCUCCCUUCCUGAAGGCGUUCCUACAGCGGCGUUCUAAUGCUCCAGGCAACGCGAACGUGAGCAGCGGCUGGGCGGAGCUCAGCGGAGAACUACACGCUAACGCGACGGCGACGGACGACUGGGAACUGCUCGCUAACGUUAGCGCUGACGAAGAGGGCGCUGAUGUUGUCGGCGGCAGCGUGGUGUACGUGCAAGAAGGCGGAGACGUCGCAUUGACGGUCGCCGUGGAAGCGUAUCCGCCAAUCAGGAACCUGGACUGGAUGACGCCGACGCACAUCAAGAAGACGCGGAGCUACACGGCUAACGGCUACCGGUCGCUAACGAGCCUGCGGCUGCGUCGCGUUCGCUACGAGGAGGAAGGUCGUUACGCUCUCCGAUUCGCUAACUCGUUCUUCAACGGCUCCCUGACCUUUGACCUGCGAGUUCUCCGCGCGCCGAGCAGCCUCAUCACGGUGGACAACGACACGCUGACCUGCAGCAGCUCGGGCUUCCCCCUUCCCACAAUGCUUUGGGUCACCUGCGGCGGCCUCGUCCACACGUGCGGCAACAUCUCCGGCGAUCGGCUUGAGUACGUGGCGACACAGGAAGGGGAGGAGCUUAAGAAGCACAUGCCCCUCCCUCAGUCGCCGGCCGAUGACGUCACCAUCGAGUGUGUCUCCUUUAACAGCGUGGGACUCUCGCGGGACGUCUUCAUGCUUCGAAGUCAGAGCUUCUUCAAGCAGCCUCUUUUCGUCGGCUUGAGUGGUUCCGCUUUGGCACUUUUGCUGUUCUUGUUGUUCGUCAUUCUACGGAUGAAAAUGAAACCAAAAUACGAAAUCCGCUGGAAGAUCAUCGAGAGCUGCGACGGCAACAACUACACCUUCAUCGACCCCAACCAGCUGCCCUACAACCUCGAGUGGGAGUUUCCCCGAGAUAAGCUCCGCCUCGGUGCUGUUUUAGGCUCGGGGGCCUUCGGAAAGGUGGUGGAGGCCACAGCGUACGGCCUCAGUACCGAGGAGGACGUGACGCGUGUGGCCGUCAAGAUGCUCAAACCGAGCGCUCACUCGGAGGAACGGGAGGCUCUCAUGUGCGAGCUGAAGAUUCUCAGCUAUCUCGGUUACCAUGACAACAUCGUCAACCUGCUGGGAGCCUGCACUCAAGGAGGCCCCAUGCUGAUGAUCACGGAGUACUGUAGCCAUGGCGACCUGCUCAAUUUCGUGCGUGUGCACACCCAAGACUUCAUGGCGGCCAUCUUGAACACCAAAUACUCCAAUGUGACGGGUCAGGACGUCAGGCUCAGGAGUGACAGCGGGAUUUCUUGUUGUUCCGAGUAUCAGGAAAUGAAACCGAUGCGUUCACCCUCAGGUGCGCACGUGGAGCGUUUGUCUGUCAGCGAACUUAUGAGGUUUUCGUACCAGGUGGCUCAGGGUUUGGACUUCCUGUCAUCACGAAAUUGUAUCCACAGAGACGUUGCAGCGAGGAAUGUCCUACUAACCGACCGCCACUUUGCAAAAAUCUGCGACUUUGGUUUGGCAAGAGACAUUCGCAAUGACGACAGCUACAUUGUCCAGGGCAACGCGCGUCUCCCGGUCAAGUGGAUGUCUCCAGAGAGCAUCUUCCAGUGUGUUUACACGGUACAGAGUGACGUCUGGUCCUAUGGAGUCCUACUGUGGGAAAUCUUCUCCCUAGGUAAGAGUCCAUACCCCAAUGUUGCUGUGGAUACCAACUUCUAUAAGAUGAUCAAAGAUGGAUGUCACAUGGAUCAGCCCGAAUUCGCUCCAGCACAAAUGUACCAGCUGAUGACUCUGUGUUGGAAUCUGGAGCCGACAGACAGACCGACCUUCAAAAUGAUUGGUGAGAUGAUCGAGAAGCUCCUCCCUUCCUGCAACAAGGCGGGUCAGAGUGAACAGCCAACGUACAAGAAUAUCGACGAGUGUGGAGAAGAAGAGGAGUACGAAGAAGAGGAGGUUAGAAAUGGCGAGUCACUGAAGGGGGAGGAGCAAAGUGGCAGCCAGGAAGACGAGGAGGCGAAGAGGAUGAACAUCUACCAACUCUCAUGAUGCUUUCCACUAAUCAUGUUGUUCUCAUCUCUCAUGUCAUGUAUUUUUACUGUCUUCCUCCAUACCGGUCCUUCUCAAAUAGUGGGGCACGGUGCGAGGCCAGGGGGGAGCGUGUGUGACCUCGGGGAACAUGCUUUUUAUUUGCCGUACCAGAAUAUGCUGAAGCGUAUGUAGUACUUCACUGUAACCACGGUAUGUUAAUAAGCUUACAAAGUUAUGGCGUAACAGAAAGUAUUUGAGAAGUACUGCUCUAUACCAGUGGUUCUCAAAUUGGGGGUUUCUUGAAGGUAUGCCAAGGGGUACGUGAGAUUUGUUUUAAAUAUUCUAAAAAUAGCAACAAUUCAAAAAUCCUGUAUAAAUAUAAAUAAAAACCUAUCUUUUUUUCCAAAUAGUUCAAGAAAGACCACUACAAAUGAGCAAUAUUUUGCACUGUUAUACAAUUUAAUAAAUCAGAAACCAAUGACAUAGUGAUGUAUUUUACUUCUUUAUCUCUUUUUUUCAACCAAAAAUGCUUUGCUCUGAUUAGGGGGUACUUGAAAUUUAAAAAAAAUUCACAGGGGGUACAUCACUGAAAAAAGGUUGAGAACUACUGCUCUAUACUAUAUAAUGCACUGUAGUAUAGUCCAUACACUGUAAAUGUAUAGUAUACAACAGGGGUGUCCAAUUACAGUCCACCUGGCGUCUUAAGGCGGCACAAGUUCAUCCAAUAAACAAUGGUGGGAAGCGCUAUAUUAAUAUCAUAUACAAAUAGCCUGGGGUCUGAGUGCUGCCAUUUUGUCGCCAUUUGGUGGCCAACAAAAUUACCUCCACCAUUAAUUAAACUUGCAAGAAUGACAGCACUGCAUUUUACUUAUAUAACACAAUCCAAACAACCUAGUCGUGGUGCAGAAAGAAAAAAAAAAUCAACCAGCACAAAAAGUCAGCAAACAUGGUCACAAAUAACACAACCUGCUCAUUGAACUUUGUGGAUGUUAUAAACAAACAUCAUAUUAAAAAAUCUAAAUUACACCAAUUUAAAUUCAUUACAAGGGAUGAUGGGAAAAAUGUAAAAAGACUCUCUCCACACUUAUCCAUGUUUGGCGCAUUUUAGCUGCUUGAUAUUUCUGAUUUAUAAUAACAAAACUUUAAGGUCAUACUAUUAAUAAACAUUCAUAAUAAUUAUUAAUUAUAUAUCCAUUUUAUUGUUAUUAUAGUAAUAUGUAUAUACUUGUGUUGUACGGUAUACCGGUACUAGUGAAGUACAGCGAUACUAAUGAAUCAUAAACAGUACUAUACCGCCUCUAAAAAAUAUUGGUUCCCCUUGUCGUGACAUUGCUGGGUUAACGAGCAGAGGAGCAUGUUUGGCAGCGCUCAAUCACAGAGUACUUACAAGCAGACACGGUGUGUGGACAGGAAAGGGAGAAUGGACGCAUUUUGGCCUAAAAACUAAAGAUAAAGCUGAAGCAUUAACACUAAAAUGCUGUCCUGCAAGAGGUGCUUUAAAACAUGGCUAGCUAGCUAGCGACUAACGUCCAUCCGCAGUCGGCAGUGUUUUAGCUACUUCUAAAUCACUAAUCAUCGCCUCCAUGGUGGCAAAUAAAGUAAAUUUUCUCAAAAGUAUCAUUCCUGCAGCUCGAGGAAUAGCUAAACAUGCUUCACUACACACCAUAGCAACGUUACCAUGGACGCCCCUGCUUAUUUCAGCAAGACAAUGCCAAGCCACGUGUUACAUCAACGUGGCUUCAUAGUAAAAGAGUGUGGGUACUAGACUGGCCUGCCUGUAGUCCAGACCUGUCUCCCAUUGAAAAUGUGUGGCGCAUUAUGAAGCCUAAAAUACCACAACGGAGACCACCGGACUGUUGAACAACUUAAGCUGUACAUCAAGCAAGAAUGGGAAAUAAUUCCACCUGAGAAGCUUAAAAAAUGUGUCUCCUCAGUUCCCAAACGUUUACUGAGUGUUGUUAAAAGGAAAGGCCAUGUAACACACUGGUGAACAUGCCCUUUCCCAACUACUUUGGCACGUGUUGCAGCCAUGAAAUUCUAAGGUAAUUAUUAUUUUCCAAAAAAAAAUAAAGUUUAUGAGU
Nerophis lumbriciformis (worm pipefish) is the source of this 5083-nucleotide messenger RNA. It is a transcript of the gene csf1rb, whose product is annotated as colony stimulating factor 1 receptor, b. The record is from RefSeq and is a predicted model, not a curated record. Gene Ontology annotation, molecular function: growth factor binding; cytokine binding; ATP binding. NCBI's taxonomy places the organism in Eukaryota, Metazoa, Chordata, Actinopteri, Syngnathiformes, Syngnathidae. Gene Ontology annotation, biological process: protein phosphorylation; osteoclast differentiation; multicellular organism development. Gene Ontology annotation, cellular component: plasma membrane; signaling receptor complex; CSF1-CSF1R complex.